CUUGCUCAGAACGAGGUCCAGGCAUCGGAUGGGACACAAGAGGAUGCGCUUCGUCAAGACAUCCGUCGCCGCGUAGCAUUGCUUCGGAAAGAGUUAAGCGAAGUCAAUCAGUUGGCUGCGAAGAAGGCCGCUGCACUUUCCGACUGCACUUUGGAAUGCGCUCACUCAAACUCAUCGAGUGAUGUAGCCCUCGCUACAGGUCCACAGAAAGUUAAGCAGCCUAAAAACGAAUAA
This is a messenger RNA of Echinostoma caproni, 234 nucleotides long. The record is from the annotation of a GenBank genome assembly. NCBI's taxonomy places the organism in Eukaryota, Metazoa, Platyhelminthes, Trematoda, Plagiorchiida, Echinostomatidae.